AUGUACCUCCUGGUCCAGGCUCGCUGGGGAAGGGUGUCCCUGUGCACGGGAGCGGUGGGCCAGGGCGAGAAGGCGGUGAGUCAUGAGGCGAAGCCGAUUCAAAGAAGCGAGACCGAAGCCAGUGAGAACCGUUCCCAAAAAUGGAAAUGUCGAGAGCUGGGUCCUGCGCUGGUGGGAAUCUGCCCCGCUGCUGCAGCUUCCCUGCUGUCAGCACCCGGCGGGAUGCUCCCGGGAAAGGAAACGGCCACGGGGAAGGCAGCGAGCCCAGCCGGGAUUUAUGGUCCCAUGAAUGGAGCCACCCGGAGAGACACCUCGACGUGGCCCGAGAGGAAGCAGAGCCACCCCGCGGGAGGGGCACGGCCACCCGGCACGACGCAGAGGUUGUCCCCGCGGCGGCAGGACGCUCCUGCGCACCCUGCGCCGCUCUCCCUGCAGGUGGGGACCAACGGGGUCAUCUCCACCCAGGAUUUCCCCAGGGAGACCCAGUACGUGGAUGACGAUUUCCCCACAGACUUCCCCGUCAUCGCUCCCUUCCUGGCCGACCUCGACACCUCCGGCGACAGAGGGAACAUCUACUACCGGCAAGACGACUCUCCGGACGUGCUGGACCGGGCUGCGGGCUACAUCCGGGCUGGGUUCCCCCGCACCGCCGGCUCCUUCGUGCCCACCAAUGCGUUCAUCGCCACCUGGGAGGACGUGGGCGCCUACCAGGAGCUCUCGCAGGACACCAAACCCUCCAAGCUCAACACCUUCCAGGCGGUCAUAGCUUACGAUGAUGAGGACACCUACGCCAUCUUCCUCUACCCCGACGGUGGCCUCCAGUUCCUGGGGACGCGGCCCAAGGAGUCCUACAACGUCCAGCUGGAGCUGCCGGCCAGGGUGGGCUUCAGCCGGGGGGACGGCGACGACCCGAAGAGGGACGGGCUCUUCCACAGCCUGGCCAGCAGCGAGCGGGCUCUGAGGCACCUGGAGCGGUGCGUGGUGCCUGGGGGACUGUGCGGGGCAGGCGCCGAAUUCACCCAGAGCCUGGAGGUGACCUUCUACCCCGGGGAGGAGACGGUCCACGUCACUCAGACGGCUGAGGGCCUGGGGCCGGACAAUUACUUAAGCCUUAAGACACACAUCCAGGGCCAGGUGCCGUUUCUCCCGGAGAACGUCACUGUCCACAUCGCUCCCUACAAGGAGCUCUACCACUACUCCAGCUCAGGAUUUCACCGUGCGUCCCUCUCCCGACCCUGGCAGGGCUCCAUCGUGGUGGGGAUCGACUAUGACUGCCGGGAGAAGGCGAUCUAUUGGACCGACGUGGCCGGCCGGACCAUAAGCCGGGCGAGUCUGGAGCCAGGCGCUGAGCCAGAGACCAUUAUCAACUCAGGGCUCAUCAGCCCCGAGGGGCUGGCGGUGGACCACCUGCGCAGAGCCAUGUUCUGGACCGACAGCGGCCUGGAUAAGAUCGAGAGAGCCCGGCUGGACGGCUCCGAGCGGCGGGUGCUCUUCGACACGGAGCUCGUCAACCCCCGGGCCAUCGCAGUGGAUCCCGUCCGAGGCAACCUUUACUGGACGGACUGGAAUCGCGAAGCACCCAAAAUCGAAACUUCCACAGUCAGCGGAGCCAACAGGAGGGUCCUGGUGAACAAGGACAUCGGCUUGCCCAACGGCCUGACGUUCGACCCCUUCUCCAAGCUGCUCUGUUGGGCAGAUGCAGGAACGAAGCACCUGGAGUGCACAUUCCCCGACGGCACGGGCCGGCGCGUCAUACAGAACAACCUCAACUACCCUUUCAGCAUCAUUAGUUACGCCAAUCACUUCUACCACACGGACUGGAGACGGGACGGUGUGAUAGCUAUCGAUAAAGAAACUGGCUCCUUUACCGAUGAGUAUCUUCCAGAGCAGCGAUCGCAUCUCUAUGGAAUAACUGCAGGUUAUCCCUACUGCCCUGGAGCAAGGAAAUAGUAACAACUGCUACUGCGAGAAACGACAAUCUUUGCACCCAAAAGAACUGCAGACCCAGAAAACUGUCACUGCAUACAACUAAGGAGGAAACCCCUUAACCGAGGCCAACGAAGCGACCUACUUUCCUGCAAAAGAUUAUCAAGUAUUUUUUGAAGUUAUACCUCAAGUCUUUACUACUGUAUUUUUUAAAAGUGAAAGACAUCGAUAUAUUACCAAAAAAAUGGUCCUGUGACUCUUAGGCCAUUACUCUCUCUCUUGCUUAUGCAAGCAAAUUUAAAACGUAGCUUUCUUAUUCAAAUGUUUUAUUUUAUUGGAAGAAGAGUGGAUUCAUUUUUAAUAGUUUUGACAAUCUGACCAACGGGUCCUUUUAUGAAAAAAUAAGUGCAUAUGGGAAGCUUUGGAUGCAGUACCUUGCUGGGUCUAAGUAAGCGACAGCCCUGAAGACAGAGACUGUGUGUGCUCCAGCAGCGUGCAGAACAGUUACGUGGUAUGGCAAAGGCAUUGAAGACUUUCCAGAAGACAGUUCUGUAUUUUCACCGCUGCCUCAAUGCAUGUCUUUUAGUAUUUAUAUUAGAAGAAUAUGCUAGAAUUGAUCUGUUCAUGCUUGUUGGUUCUUUUAAGUGCCUUCAUAGACCUACCCAGUGUAGACCAAUACAUGUUCAGAAAUACCAUUUACCUUGUAACGCUUCACUUUUUCUAGGUUACUUCAAUAAUUGAAUAAAAUGGUUAAGUCUCCCUUUGGAUUUAGUUUUUAAGUAUUUCAGCUGUAGGGUAGAGAGUGGA
Messenger RNA from Pygoscelis adeliae (Adelie penguin), 2733 nucleotides. It is a transcript of the gene NID2, whose product is annotated as nidogen 2 (osteonidogen). Lineage: Eukaryota; Metazoa; Chordata; Aves; Sphenisciformes; Spheniscidae. The transcript has 10 exons. The coding region runs from base 1 to 1950 and encodes 649 amino acids. The record is from RefSeq and is a predicted model, not a curated record. Gene Ontology annotation, biological process: cell-matrix adhesion.